AUGGGUUCUCGAAGACGAGGGUGUUCAGCGACGGUCGAUAGGGGACCGUGGUCCGUCACCCCACCAGAGAUGAAGAUGCUCCAAGCCAUCCUUCCAGCCGGUAGCUCAUCGAAAAUCUGGCCGGGGUUCACUGUCGAAAACAUUGAAGGCGAGGAACACCUCGUUCUUUGUAGAAGCAAGCAGUUAACCGCGGACAAGUCCGACCAAACUUGGGAAGGCGCAGAAGUAAAUGCAAGCCAUACACAUACGCAAUUGAAUGGCAAGGUAGUAGCAGGAAUCUUACCUGCCCUUGCACGUUGCUUGCACAAUUCCAGUCGUUCAAAAAGGCAAAACAUGUCGCUGCUCAAUGUUACGCUGCCCAUGUCCAACCCUCGAGCCGAUACAAGUCGAGCGAGGAAGAUUGACCAAGAAGGAACCAGCGACGAGACCGCAACUAUCUCCUACCGGUGUCGAGGUUGUACCGCCAGGCAAACUCACCGGGCGGAAGGGUAUGGCGCCUGA
Molecule: messenger RNA, 501 nt
Organism: Coprinopsis cinerea okayama7#130
Lineage: Eukaryota; Fungi; Basidiomycota; Agaricomycetes; Agaricales; Psathyrellaceae
Exons: 4
Coding region: 1-501 (166 amino acids)
Source: RefSeq, a predicted model, not a curated record